Molecule: messenger RNA, 2571 nt
Organism: Adelges cooleyi (spruce gall adelgid)
Lineage: Eukaryota; Metazoa; Arthropoda; Insecta; Hemiptera; Adelgidae
Gene: Gyg
Product: glycogenin-1
Exons: 8
Coding region: 371-2233 (620 amino acids)
Cellular component (GO): cytoplasm
Molecular function (GO): glycosyltransferase activity
Source: RefSeq, a predicted model, not a curated record
CAGCAGUAGCGACCAGCGAGCGCGGACUCACACGCCGCCGUCUUCAUUCUAGUGCUGUAGUGCACUUUGGCCGCAUACUUUUUCUUCUUUCAUGCUCAUUUCGUUGUUCAAUUUAACGCGCACGACACCGGCUCGACGGUACACACACUAUACUCGUAUACCGUAGGUCUCAUUGCGUGGUCUCAUCAGGGUAUAAAUAUAAUUUUUUUUUUUUCUAACCACGCAAACGGGAUACCGACGACGUGACGGUAUAACUGUAAUUAAACGCGCUUAAGCACACACACAGACAGUGCAGCAGUUGUACCCGCCGGUUUAGGUGUCCGGCGACUGUAUUGAAAAGCGAUACGUUCGCCAGUGAAAAAACCACAACAUGACGUCAAAUAAAUCAUGGGUAACAUUGGCUACAAAUGAUUCUUAUGCCUUGGGAGCUUUAGUGCUCGCCCAUUCUUUGAAAAAUGUCGGCACAAUACAUAAUUUAACUAUUUUAAUUACGCCAGGAGUUACAGCGACAAUGAAAGAACAAAUCGAAGCAGUAUUUCACGAUGUACGAUUAGUAGACGUUUUAGAUUCAAAAGAUCAGACUCAUUUGGCGUUAAUGAGUCGGCCAGAACUUGGUAUCACAUUCACCAAAUUACAUUGUUGGACGUUAAUCAAUUACGAAAAAUGCGUGUUCCUUGAUGCAGAUACAUUGGUGUUGCAAAACUGUGAUGAAUUAUUUGAACGGGAAGAGUUAUCAGCAGCACCUGAUCCGGGUUGGCCAGAUUGUUUUAAUUCUGGAGUGUUUGUAUUUAAACCUUCCGAAAAUACAUUCAAUCAGUUAUUGGAAUUUGCUAAAGCUAAAGGGUCGUUUGACGGCGGUGACCAAGGACUAUUAAAUAUGUUCUUCAAAGACUGGGCUUACAAAGACAUUUCAAAGCAUUUGUCUUUCACCUAUAAUGUUGUAUGGUCGUCCACGUACUCUUAUUUGCCAGCGUUAAAACAAUUUGGUCAAAAUAUGAAAAUCGUUCACUUCAUAGCUUCUAGCAAGCCGUGGUUGCAAAAAUUCGAUACAGAAACAAGGAUAGUCACAUCAACCUCGGGUUCUGCCGGAUUACAAGCACUCUUGCAACUUUGGUGGGACUUGUUUUGCAAGCACGUAUAUCCCGUGCUUUCAAAUCAAAUGAAUCAUAUAGUGGAAGAAUGUAAUAGUUACAAUAAUGUAAUAAUUACACACGAAAAAAAAAAGGUUGAAAAUUGUUGGGAAAAUGUUAGAGACUUCCAAGGGCAAGUAAAUAAUGAAAACUGUCCUGCAUGUUCUAAUGAACCUCCGUUUUGCAAUAACUCCAGCUUGAUUGUAAAUAACAGUUAUCCUGAUUCUCCAAAACCAUUCGAGGUACUUAAGGACGAGGAGAACGACAUAGAUAAUGGAGGUUUGGCUGCUCAAUUCGCUACAUUAUCACUUGGUGAAAAAUCAGCAGAUCAAAAAGCUGUGGAGGAUUUCCUCCGACGCCAGUCUUGGGAACACGGAAACGUGGAUUACUUGGGAAAAGACAGUUUUUCAAAUAUAUGGGCUAAAAUAAAUGAUAACCUAGUAAAAAAAACGGAAGUUAAGGUUGAACCAACUGUAACAAUAAAUCCACCACCUCCGGAAGUUGUACUCUCACAAGAAAAAAAACCGUUAAAAUCAGCAUUAAAAAAGACUUCAACCUCCACUCCGCCCAACGAAGCGGAACUUGUCCAAAAAGUCGAGCCUCCCGUCAAACAAUUAGAAAAACUCGACUUAAACACGGAUGAGAAACAGGCCACAACGACGCCGGGUACACCGACGGUUACUUCGCCAACACCACCUGCAACGCCAGCUACUCAAGUCCAAGAGCUUCCUAAGCCAACCGACUCUACGACAGAACCACCAAAAGAAGUAGAACCAGCGAGUGAGAUGCCAAGGCCAAUAGACUCGGCAACCGAAUCGCCUAAAUCCGUUGAACCUGCGAAUGAAACGUCGAAACCAGCUGAUUCCACUAUAGAACCGCCAAAACCAGUAGAACCAACCAGUGACGUAGAAUCAACAGAAGCUUCAGUAGCACCAGUGGCGUCAAGUGAAACUAUUCAAAUUACUGAAAUCAUAAAAACGUCUACCGAAACGGAAACACCAGAGGAGUCUACCGAACCACCGAAACCACCUAAGCGUACCAACAAAGCGACUUCUGUAGCAACUGAUGGAAGUAAAAACGUAAAACCUUCAGAGGAAAAAUGAGAAAUUUUAUUUUAAAUCCUUAUUUCUGUAUAUCUUAUUAUGUAUGUGUUGUUUUGUUCCUCAAGAUAAUCAAUAUUAUUGUUUUUCACUUUCUUUUUUUAUUAACCAAAUAAGAUAAACUACGGCAAUGACGACUUUGCUGUCAACCUGUUUUUUUUUCCAAAGUUACUUGAUGAAAUUAUUCUUAGUUAUAAUAUGAGAUUUUGGCUAAAAUAUAUAAUAUUUUAUUAAUACUAAUUCGUGAAAACAUAUUAUAAUUUUAAUUGCACUUUUAAUUACAAAUAUUUAUUUUUUUUAACUGUGAAUAAUAUUUUUGUUACGUUUUCAGCUUUUGGUUG